Priapulus caudatus is the source of this 588-nucleotide messenger RNA. Its product is annotated as afadin-like. The coding region runs from base 13 to 588 and encodes 191 amino acids. The transcript has 4 exons. The record is from RefSeq and is a predicted model, not a curated record. NCBI's taxonomy places the organism in Eukaryota, Metazoa, Priapulida, Priapulimorpha, Priapulimorphida, Priapulidae.
GCGGCAGGAUACAUGGCAGAGGCCGGGGCCGUGAUUACGUUUGAGGUGUCGAAGCAGGGCGCCAUCUACCAUGGACUCGCAACACUACUCAGCCAGCCGUCACCGCAGAUGCAGAGAGCCACCACACCCAGACGAAGCAUCGGCAGCGAGAGCGGUAUCCCACGGCAACGGCCGCGCAGCGACGAGCUCACAGACGCACACCGACCGGUGGCGCCCCCGCCGCAAGACAGGAUGUCAGCGCGCUCGAGUCCGGCGAUAAACACCCGCGACCCGAGGUCGGCCCAGGAGCGGCUGCGCACGUCGAGUACCGGAAACGUCAACCAGGAGGCGCCACCGGGCACGCCGACGUCGCAGAAGAGCGAGCCGCCGUCGAAGGCAAAGUCGACGCCGGCGCUACUGGACGACGACGACGAUGACGAUGGCGGAUUCCGCCAGCCAAUCAGAUUCCUCAUGGAUCUUAGCUUCUACGAAUUCCUUGUGGAUUCCAGAUUCCUCAUGUAUUUAGCCAUUUGUGCAUUUGUCGUAGAUUCUAACAUUUAUGCAUUCCGUUUGGAUUCUGGAUACUAUACAUUCCUUGUGGAUUCUUGA